CUAAUAUAGUCCCUUUCAGCAUAAUGGUAACGUUAUAUUGCUAAGGUCAAAGAGCAUGGCUCUGGGCAAGGGAUAGUUCAUAGUUUUUGGGGUUGAGCAUUUAACGUUUCUUGUCGGUGUCCGCAAUUGUAUAAGUAGCCAUGACAAUGAACUACAUGCCAGGGACAGCUAGCCUCAUAGAGGAAAUUGAUAAGAAACUGUUGGUUGUCCUCAGGGAUGGGCGAACUCUCAUCGGCUAUCUGCGCAGUAUAGACCAGUUUGCAAACCUGGUGCUCCACAAGACAAUAGAGCGCAUCCAUGUUGGGAAACAGUACGGAGACAUUCCACGGGGGAUAUUUGUUGUGCGAGGAGAGAAUGUGGUCUUGCUGGGGGAGAUAGAUCUAGACAACGAGAACAAACUCCCGCUGCAGCAGGUAUCUAUUGAUGAGAUUCUGGAGGCCCAGCGGACGGAGCAGCUGGCCAAGCAGGAGGAGGAGAAGGCCAAGGUCAAGGCCAUGAGGGAGCGAGGACUCCAGCCUCAACCAUCAGGCAUGCAGGAGGAGUUCUGAGUCACCAUAAGUUGUGCAGCCUGGUGUCUAGCUGAAGUCUGUAGCCUGGAAACCAGACUUGUACAGGACAAGUUGUAGACAUCAUCAUAGACCCUGUAUCCAGUCUUUACAGCUGUGGUCCACAGCCUGGUAACAAGGCUUGUACAGCAAAGGUCUAAUUCUCAACAGUUACUCCUGUUGGAUGUGGACUCAAAUUUUACAUGGCUAGACAUGAGGUAUUAGAUACUAAGGAGACAGACUUAUCUUUAUUUUUGUAUCAACUUUGGUUUGAAAUUCUCUGGACAAAAAUACCAAAACAGGGGAAGCUAUCUUACCAGGUAUUCAGUACCACUACAGACAGACAGAUGUAGGUUACAAUAUAAAACUUGUGUUGGGGAGGACUUUACAGUCAUAACAUAAGGCACACAGGAGUCCCUGUCACCAUCGAUUAUGAUUAGAGACAACCCUUUUUGUUUGUAUGAACUUCUAUUUUUGGUUAUAAAUACUAUGAAGUACAUUUCAGUUUUUGAUAAAUUGUGAACAUCAAAAGUAAGGUACAUGUAUUGUAUCUCUGAUAUGUUUAUUGUUUAAAGUAGACAGGAUGUUCCUAUCAUCUAUUUGCUUGCUAUUAUCAAGGACGUUACAUCAGAUCUAUUGGUUGAAAGUACAUAGAUAUUUGGAAAAUGAUAAUUAUUCCUUUGAAAAUGUUUGCUACAGUAUGAUGCAACUUCAAAGCCCAUUCUUGCUUAGAGACCUGUUGUUCUUGGUUUAUAACAAAGAAUGUUUAUUUGACAGUGGUACUUUAUUCAUUACUAGUGCUAUCAGCCACAGGCAAACUACCAUUAAGCACAGGAAUAACACUACGCCUUUUCUAUCAGGUUUUCAUUAGAAG
Messenger RNA from Branchiostoma floridae (Florida lancelet), 1419 nucleotides. RefSeq names its product U6 snRNA-associated Sm-like protein LSm1. Gene Ontology annotation, cellular component: P-body; Lsm1-7-Pat1 complex. Lineage: Eukaryota; Metazoa; Chordata; Leptocardii; Amphioxiformes; Branchiostomatidae. The transcript is spliced from 4 exons. Gene Ontology annotation, molecular function: RNA cap binding. Gene Ontology annotation, biological process: deadenylation-dependent decapping of nuclear-transcribed mRNA. The record is from RefSeq and is a predicted model, not a curated record. The coding region runs from base 141 to 548 and encodes 135 amino acids.